Molecule: messenger RNA, 1612 nt
Organism: Neopelma chrysocephalum (saffron-crested tyrant-manakin)
Lineage: Eukaryota; Metazoa; Chordata; Aves; Passeriformes; Pipridae
Product: estradiol 17-beta-dehydrogenase 11-like
Exons: 7
Cellular component (GO): lipid droplet
Molecular function (GO): oxidoreductase activity, acting on the CH-OH group of donors, NAD or NADP as acceptor
Source: RefSeq, a predicted model, not a curated record
GGACGAGCAGUGAGCGCUGAGACGGGCGCGGGCAGCUGGUAAAUCAACAACCCACGUCCCCCUCAAAAGAGAUUAAAGUUCAGUUCGGCCAUCAAAGGACCCUCGGAAAAAAACAAUGAAUCUGUUUGUGGAAACUUUACUGUUCCUGGGCACGCUCGUCUACUCCUACCUGGAGGCUUUCGUGAAGCUGUUUGUCCCCGUGAGGAGGAAGUCUGUCAGCGGAGAGCUUGUGCUCAUCACGGGUGCUGGCCAUGGCGUCGGCAGAGCGACCGCCCUCGAGUUCGCCAAGCGCCAGAGCAGGCUGGUCCUCUGGGACAUCAGCAAGCACAAAGUUAAGAAAUAAAUUAAUGAUUGUUCAUCUUCUGCAGCCUUGCAUUUUUUCCUUUUUUGUUUUUAUAUAAUGAAUGACAGACACACUUCUGGGCCUUUGUUUUGUCUCCAAAAGGUGAAAAAGGAGAUUGGGGAUGUGACCAUCCUGGUGAACAAUGCUGGUGUGAUCACAGCUGCCGACUUCCUCUCAACUCAGGACCACCAGAUAGAAAGAAUGUUUGAAGUCAACAUCCUUGCUCACAUGUGGACAACAAGAGCUUUUCUGCCAGCCAUGAUGAACAACAACUAUGGGCACAUUGUCACGGUGGCUUCGGCAGCAGGUCAUUUUGGGACUUCUUUCAUGGUGGCUUAUUGCUCGAGCAAGUUUGCUGCAGUUGGAUUUCAUAAAGCUCUGACAGAGGAGCUGUCUACCCUGGGAAAGGACGGAAUAAAAACCACGUGCCUUUGUCCGGUUUUUAUAAACACUGGAUUUGUCAAAAACCCCAGUACAAGGCUUGGAAAGAUUUUGGAGAUUGAAGAGGUUGUAGAGGCUCUGAUGGAAGGAAUAGUGACCAAUCAGAAAAUGGUUUUUGUUCCAUCAAAUCAGAAGGUCGCUUUACUGCUUGAAAGAGUGUUUCCAGAACGUGCCCUGAAUGUUCUGAAGAAGAUGACCGAUGUCAAGUUUGAUGCAAUCAUUGGGCAGAGAAGCACCCAGUGAAAGCCAAGAAUUGAUUCUCAUUUCGCAGUGGCCAUGUGUGAAAACAGAACAUGUGCUGAGGGUAGUUCAGCUGGUUUGAUACAGAACAAAGACAGGUGCUUCCAGGCCACCAUUUCCAAGCACACAGAAGGAUUUAUCCCGCACCUGCAGCAGGAACACACCUGCAUAACAUGGAGUGUUAGCAAAGCAGAGAUGCAGCUCUAAAAGUCUAAAGAACUGCUUUCAGUGUACAUCACAUUGCCUCUGUCUCGUAGUGUUGAGGCAGACAGGAAUUCCCUCAAAGCCUGUAUUUGGCACAGCACAGCUGCCUAUUUGAGUGCCAAGGGAUUGCCUGAGAAUAUGUUAAUCUGGACUCAUCUCUGAGCAAAGCUGUCUUGCAAGAAGGAAUUUAUACAGCAGGUGGGUGGCCUGUUUCACCUCAAUUUAUAUUUUUAAAUGUACAAUGAAUUUCACAUACUUUUGUAGCAAGUACCUGAAACAAUAUAGGUGUGUAUGUUAUAUAAUACCUAAUUACAUCAAUUAUCAAUUAUGAAUGAGCACCAUCAAUAUGCCUUUAUAUGAAUAAAUAGAGUUCUUUAACACAAA